CUGUCAAGCAGGAUGAGAAUUUGGGAAAAUGACUAAGGGUAGAAGGAUUUCACAAGCCAUGGAUGGUGAGCAGCCUUCAAAUGCAGGAAAUCCUGAGCUAUGCAACAACAUGGCUGCCCUGGGAGGAAGUCAUGGGCUUAAGUCUUUCAGCAAAAAAUCAGAAUCCUCUUGAGAAAUUCUUCACAUGCAUGAGAAAUAAUUAAAAACAGAAUGUCAGCUCUGCCACCUCAAGAUUCUCAAAGGGAGAAAAUCUUCAAAAUUACACACAGCAUCCACAAAAAUCAUCUUGAACCCAGCAUGGUGUGUUCCAGGUUGAUCCAUGUUGUUGAAAACAGGAUUUUCCCAGCAGGACUGAGAGGUGACCAAAGCCACAUAAUGUCAGUAACUCGUUCAUCCGUCCAUGCCAAAUGGAUUGUGGGGAAAGUGAUUGGGACAGCAAUGCAAAAAACUGCCAAAGUGAGGGUGACCAGGCUUGUUCUGGAUCCCUACUUACUAAAGUACUUUAAUAAGAGAAAAACCUACUUUGCUCACGAUGCUCUUCAGCAGUGCACUGUUGGGGAUAUUGUGCUUCUCAAAGCUUUACCUGUCCCACGGACAAAGCACGUGAAGCAUGAACUGGCUGAGAUCGUUUUCAAAGUUGGAAGAGUGAUAGAUCCAGUGACAGGAAAACCCUGUGCAGGCACCACCUACCUGGAGAGUCCAGUCAGUGUGGAAACCACCCCCCUAACCAAAAAUCUGGAAGAACUCAAUAUCUCCUCAACACAGUGAAGGAGGGUUGGAAGGAGGAGCCAAAGGGAAAGACUGACACAUUUGCUUUGUGGAAAACGAAAUUUGCCUACCGUUCAUCACACACCGUCCAGCGUCUGCUGUAGUAUUUAUGAAAUAGCUAAAAGUAAAUGAGGUAAAGGGCUUGUUAUACCUUUUCGUAAAAGCUCAUGAUCAAGUUUCAGAUUUUAAGUAAAGAUACUUUUAUGUUA
Messenger RNA from Oryctolagus cuniculus (rabbit), 977 nucleotides. Lineage: Eukaryota; Metazoa; Chordata; Mammalia; Lagomorpha; Leporidae. The record is from RefSeq and is a predicted model, not a curated record.